AUGACGGAGUGGAACAGCGAACAGAGGAAGUGGGAUGGGAGGGGGAUGAAGCAAGGAUCUGACAUGCUUCGAUGUAGAAUCGAGGGCAACGUUAUCAUAGGGCAUGGAACUUUCCUCCAUCCUCGCUGCGAACUGCUGGCUUCAACAGGAGCAACCAUCGUAGUUGGCGAGCACACGAUCAUAGAGGAGAGGGUGCGAGUACGGUCCACGCAUGGCGAGCUGACGAUAGGAUCUGAGUGCAUCCUCGAAGUCGGCGCAUCGAUCACUGACAGCUGCAUCGGAAACUUCUCUGCGGUGGAAACUAUGGCGACGAUAGAGAAUUGCAAGGAGGAGGAGGAGGAGCAGGAGGAGGAAGUCAUAGUGUUGAAGAGGGGAACAGUCAGAGCUGGAAUAGGAACGGGAAGAGCAGGAGGAGAUUGGCUGAGGGAGGGAGAAAAGGACAUUGAUGAAGCUGAAUGA
Guillardia theta CCMP2712 is the source of this 459-nucleotide messenger RNA. RefSeq lists its product as hypothetical. Bases 1 to 459 code for a protein of 152 amino acids. The record is from RefSeq and is a predicted model, not a curated record. Gene Ontology annotation, molecular function: dynein complex binding. Gene Ontology annotation, cellular component: dynactin complex. NCBI's taxonomy places the organism in Eukaryota, Cryptophyceae, Pyrenomonadales, Geminigeraceae. Gene Ontology annotation, biological process: mitotic spindle organization. The transcript has 3 exons.